AUGGCAAGUCUGGCGCUGGACGUGGGACAGACGAUUGAGCUCAACGAUGGGCGACAAGCAGUUGUGCGCUUCCUGGGAGCAACGGGGUUUGCGCCAGGAGAAUGGGUCGGUGUAGAGCUGGACGAGGCCACAGGAAAGAAUGACGGCUCGGUCAAGGGCGAACGCUACUUCGAUUGCGAGCCCAACUGUGGCAUGUUUCUGCGCGCCGCAGGAGUCAGUCGCGUUCUGAGCCGCCCGUCGACAAGGCCCACGAGCAUCAGCAUCCCACCACCUCUCGACACGGCCAAAGCUGCCUCUGCCCUGCCUUCACCUACCAAAUCGCCUACGAAGAUCAGUCGGACUGCCACACCCUCUGCUGCUCAGCACACUCGAAAUGCCACUCCUCCUACUACUACUACCACCACCGCUGCUCGUCGACCUGCCUCGACUGUCACAACCAAACCGCGGACUGCCUCGAAUCUGACCGNNGUCCUUCCACCCUCUCAGCUGCCGCCAGGAGAUCUUCUACUACUCCUGCCGCUCGACGUAUCUCAACCGCUCCGAGGCAACCCCAACCCCAAGACUCUCCUUCACCAAACCCUUCGCCUUCUGCCGCUCAAACAGACGACUCUCAGCAUGCUGAAGAUACUGGAAAUGAUCAAGAUGCUCCACAAUCGCUUGCUCCUACUUCCAAGCCUGCUACUUCACCCGNCUGCUUCGCACACCUCAGCGCGUCCAGCCAAGACUACCGCUCGCGAAGUCGAGGACCUACAGACAAAGAUGAAGAUCAUGGAANCGCAAACGUCAGGAGGAUCGCGAUGCUCUGAAAAGAUGCAGAAUGUCGAACAAGAGCGCGACAAGUACGCAAACAUUGUUCAGAAGAUGCAGUCCAAGAUGCAGGCUCAGUCGCAUGAACUAAACGACUUGCGAGGUCAACUCAAGGACUCCGAAACUCGUUUGAUCGACAUUGAGGCCAUUCAAGCUGAACAUGACGCUGUCGUUGAAAUGGCCACUCUUGAUCGUGAAAUGGCCGAGGAGACGGCUGAAUCUCUCAAGUCUGAGCUCGACGUUUUGCGGACUAGCAAUGAGGAAAUGCGUCUCGAGCUUGAUAUCCUCAAGGAGGAGAAUGAAGAAUUGGGCAGAGAGAUGAAUCCCGAAGAGCGCACGAGUCAAGGCUGGCUUCAGCUGGAACGCUCAAACGAAAGACUCAGGGAAGCUCUGUUAAGGCUGCGUGACAUGACACAGGAGCAGGAGGCUGAUCUGAAGGCUCAAAUCUCAAGCCUUGAAGACGAGGUCAAGGACUUUGGUCUUUUGAAAACCAACUACGAGGAGACCAGGGAGAAGCUACUCGCGACCGAGGCCGAUCUUGACGAUAUCCGCCAACAGCUUGACGCUGCAAUGGGUGCUGAAGACAUGAUCGAGGAGCUGACGGAACGAAACAUGGCUAUGCAGGAGAAGAUCGACGACCUAGAGCUGGUCAUCGAAGAUCUCGAAAAUCUCAAAGAACUCAACGACGAACUCGAGAUCAAUCAUGUUGAAGCUGAAAAGCAGAUGCAGGAAGAAAUCGACUUCAAAGACAACAUUAUUGGUGAACAGUCCCGUCGCUCUGCACAACAGCAGCAGGCUAUAGAAGACUGCGAGUACACAAUUUCCCGCUUCCGUGAGCUAGUCACCAACCUGCAAGCCGACCUGGAAGAUAUGCGUGCCUCACGCCAGAUCACAGAGACGGAAGCAGAGGAACUGUCGAGCCGAAGCCGUGCUAUGAUGGACCUCAACAUGAAGCUACAGAUGUCUGCUGCCAAGACUCAGAUCAAGACUAUCGAUCUCGAGCUGAGACGUCUUGAGGCUGAAGAGGCAGCUGAGCACCUGGCCAUCGUACAGCUGUUUUUGCCUGAUGCAUUCAAUGCAGAGCGUGAUUCAGUUCUGGCCUUGCUUCGUUUCAAACGUGUAGGCUUCAAGUCUCGUCUGCUCAACAACCUGAUAAAAGAACGUUUGAACGGCCAGGGUACCAAGAUUGCAGAUGAGGACAUCUUCGCUGCCUACAGUGUGCUUGACAGACUCACUUGGAUCGCCGAGAUGAGCGAGCGAUUCAUCAACGGCAUCCGCAGCUGCUCUGUCAAGGAAUUCGCAAGAUAUGAGAGUGCUCUAUAUGAGCUCGAACCAGUCGAAAGAGCUUUGAACACCUACAUCGACGCUAUCAAGCGUGAUGAUAUGAAGGAGGGCAGAGUAGACGAAGAGCUGCAGAGAUCCAUGGCAGUCAUGUCUCACCUGGCUUCUCUUCAUAUCAAGGAGUCGCUUGCUGCGUCUGCCAAUGAUAUGCUUAUGCAGGCAUCCCUGAUACAGAGCCAUUUGGACAGUACCUCAUCUGCCCUGGACGUCAGCGAGUCUGAAGAACUCAACCUGUUUAUGCACCUCGACACCAUCGUCUCCGCUAUCAGAAGUGCUCGUGUCAUAGUAAACAAGACGCACCGCAACGUCACAGACCUGCAAUCACGCUCGCUGGCAUUGAGUCCUUCUCAUCUUGAACUCCUCGUUUCUGCAGAGAAUCUGACAUCCAAGCUCGCUGUCUUCGGACGCCGCGCUGGCGAGAAGAUCCAGAGUCUCUUUGGCGAAGAAGGCCGUGAGGAGUCUGUCACAUUGAGCGAAACUGAGCGUCUCCUGACCCGCCUAUCAGCCAGUAUCUUUGGUAGUGGUUCUGCAGAGACGACGCCUUUUGCUACGCUGACUACAUACCUUGCCUCGCUGACUACUCAGCUCCACCAGCUCAGUGAUAUCUCCGCUAAUCUCGAGAACACUCAGGAGUUCGAGCGUUCAGUCGAGCCAUGGGUAACUCGCAGCGCCACUCUGCGCGCAACGAAGCUGACUUCCGUCGACACUGGAGCAGAGGUUGCUCGUCUCACCGAGAUCGUCCGUGAACGCUCUCUCCUCGUCCGCUCGAAAGAACAAGAGCUCGAAGAGCAGAGUGUUCGUAUCGAGAUGCUCGAAGCCCGCAUGGCCGAAGCUACGAAACGAUCCUCUGCCCUUUCGGAUCUCGGGACCUCCAUCACAGCCNUUGCAAAGGAGAAGACUCAACAUCAGAACGCGUUGGCUGAAGCAGAGCAGCGCGUCACUAGAUUGCGCAAGGAGAGAGAUGAGUGGAGGAAGUCAGCAGAGGAGAACAAACCCGAUCCCACUGCUACCAACGCCAUGGCAUCAGAGAUGGGAGGAGCAAGCAAGAUGGAGCUCGAUAGAGCCAAGCUCCGCAUCGACAGCCUCGAGUCUGCCAUCCGUUAUCUCCAACAGCAAUCUGCACACAAAUCCACCACUCACGGCUCUGCUGAUCUGGACUGGCUCGAGACACCGCUAGUAGCACAGCCUUCCAAACCAGUUCAACGACGAAAGACUCUGCAAGCAGAAGGCAGAACUGCUUUCAGCGAGAUGAUCAAGCUCGUCACCGAUGCCAAACCAGUUUCUCUGGGCAACAUGCCGAAGAACAGAUUGGCAUGGCGUCCUGCUGCUCAGACUGCCAAGUGGCAUGCCCAAAAGAAGAAAGAGGAUUGGGCUACAUGGCAGGAUUGGGAGCGAACUCUCCUUGACAGAGUUGAGGGCAGAAAGGUCGACAGAAAGAUCACUAAACCUUUGAAGGACGACUUCCUCGACAGCGUCAGAGACGAUGUGGUUGUUGUAGGAGGUGAUGUGUAG
Molecule: messenger RNA, 3660 nt
Organism: Aureobasidium musti
Lineage: Eukaryota; Fungi; Ascomycota; Dothideomycetes; Dothideales; Saccotheciaceae
Source: the annotation of a GenBank genome assembly